CCACUAAAGUCGCAACGCUGAGUUGCAACUUAUGUUUGACAUCUCCAUGUUGUGAGUUGCGGUUUUCUCCUAAUUUUAAACCUUCGUAACCUCGGGCCUUCAUGCCUUUAUCGGUACUGUCACUCCGUCAAUGGCGUCUCUGUCCACCCAUCAUCUUCCCCUAACGCAUUUCUCAGUGUCAUGUCCUCCUUCCAAGUAUGAUUAUGGAAAGCUACCCAUAUCUUUCUUCCCUGCAUCAGUUAGUUUGGCUUCAAAGAUGCAUCUUUCUAUUCAGUUGCCGCGCCGAAAACAAUCUCUGCUCUCAACUCCAAGGUCCUUCACCUUGAAAUCGAUGGCGCCUCCGAAACCUGGGGGAAAAUCCAAGAAAGUGACUGGAGUUAUUAAGCUUGCUCUAGAGGCUGGGAAGGCCACGCCUACACCACCCGUUGGGCCAGCCCUAGGUUCUAAGGGUGUCAAUAUCAUGGCUUUUUGUAAGGAUUAUAAUGCAAGGACUGCCGACAAAGCGGGUUAUGUGAUUCCUGUAGAAAUUACAGUCUAUGAUGACAAAAGCUUCACAUUCAUUUUGAAGACUCCACCUGCCUCCGUUCUUCUCAUUAAGGCUGCUGGAGUGGAAAAAGGCUCUAAAGAUCCGAAGUUACAGAAAGUUGGGAAAGUCACCAUUGACAAACUAAGAACAAUUGCAACAGAGAAGCUGCCAGACUUGAACUGUUCAAGCAUUGAAUCAGCGAUGAGAAUUAUAGCCGGCACUGCUGCUAAUAUGGGAAUCGAUGUUGAGCCUCCUAUCCUCGAACCGAAAAAAAGGCAAUUGUGUGAUGCUGUCACUUCUCUUCCCAGGUGUGCUUUAUUCAUUCAGAAUCGUCAAAAUGAAGAGAAAAAAAGGCACUCAAGCCAUUUUCUUUCCCCUCCACUUUUUAAUAUAAAUUCAGUUCUUUCUUGUAUGUGUUUUCAUGUGGAUGAUCUCACAAAUUUAGGAAACAAUUUUAUUGCAAACCCCCCCCCCCCCCCAAGAAAAAAAAACCCCAAUCUCAACCCCUCACCCACAACCAUAUGUUUCAACCAAAAGAAGAGCACCUUAUUUCUUCUUUAGACUUUGUUUAAAGAAGAUCUUGAGAUGGAGUUUUCCAAUCCAAAGGGGGGUUUAUG
Messenger RNA from Macadamia integrifolia, 1143 nucleotides. RefSeq names its product 50S ribosomal protein L11, chloroplastic-like. Gene Ontology annotation, cellular component: large ribosomal subunit; ribosome. Gene Ontology annotation, molecular function: structural constituent of ribosome; large ribosomal subunit rRNA binding. The record is from RefSeq and is a predicted model, not a curated record. The transcript has 4 exons. The coding region runs from base 131 to 1087 and encodes 318 amino acids. Lineage: Eukaryota; Viridiplantae; Streptophyta; Magnoliopsida; Proteales; Proteaceae. Gene Ontology annotation, biological process: translation.